UAUCUUUCUGAAUAUUUUUCAUUCCCCAAAAUUUUUUCCCCCUCCUCAUCUCUUCUCCCGCGCUCCUCCAUCUUCCCUCUCCCUCCCUCCCACCUCCGGCCGAAAGCCACCCAUCGGGAACCAUCAAAACCCAACCUCCGAGCACCGGUGACCACGUCACCCAACCUCCGGCGACCUCAGAUCUGGUUUUCACCCAAAAAUUCAUCCCUCCAUCUCCAUCUUCCCUCUCCCCCUUCCCAACGCCGCCCAUCGCCGACCUAACCUCCAUCUUCCCUCUCUCUCCCUCUCAGGCUCGUCUUUUUCCUUGAUGGUGAUCUAGGGUUUUGAGGCUUUUGGUUUUGGUGUGACCCAGAGAGAGUAAUUGAUGGCAAUGGAGGAGAGAGAAGAGGGAGGGAAGGUAAGGACUUUGAUAGAGAAGGCGACUUACUCCACGGCUCCGGAGGUGGACCCUCGCCUCCUCAAGGCUAUCAAAUCGGUUGUCCGCGAUUCAGAUCCGGAGCUCUGACUCGCCGCCCAGACCCUUAUGGACCUUAUGAAGAGCGAUCACUCUCAGGAAUGGAUGAUUGACAAUGUUGUCCCAAUGGCAACUGGUUAUGGGCUUGCGAAGGAGUAUGAAUAUUUGAAGAGCUCAAUUAGGGAAUUUUUAACAGGGAAGGAAUUGGAGAAGCUUGCUUUGUGCUCAAAGGCAAUUAAAUUCUUGGAGAAGUGGAACUCUUCCUUUGGGAUUCAUUAUAGGCAGCUCAGAUUAUUGUUGGAUUGCCAAUGUAGAAGAAUUUUUUUGCCCCCUUUAUGUCCUGGAAAUCUGAUUAGAAUGUUUCUAGCAACCAAUGAAAUUUUGAUAUAUUUAGUAUUGCACAUUUCAUGUAUUAUUUUGAUAUAAUAAUAAUUCAUGUACGGGCCUUACCAAA
Molecule: messenger RNA, 908 nt
Organism: Alnus glutinosa
Lineage: Eukaryota; Viridiplantae; Streptophyta; Magnoliopsida; Fagales; Betulaceae
Exons: 4
Coding region: 524-880 (118 amino acids)
Source: RefSeq, a predicted model, not a curated record